AUGUCAAAUGAAACAGCGUCUAUGAGAGAAAUACAACACAACCGACAACUCAUUAUACAAGCUCUAAAUAAGAACACAACAAACUUUUCAAACUAUUCUAAGAUAUCUGAGUCAUUGAAAGAAGGAAACUUAAAACUGACAAUGAACCCAAUGACAGAUGAGUUUCUGUUUCAAGACAAUAGGAACCAUACUGUCUGUAUAAAUCCAACAAAAGGAACUUUAAACGAGAAGCCUAUAGAUGAACUUCUUUUGAAAGCAGAUGUUGACAACAAAGCUGACAAAGAGUAUGUUGACGAUGAGUUAGCACGUAUGGCUAGUGCGUUAGUGAAGAAGGCAGAUAAGGAAUAUGUGGAUGAAAAAGACAAUGAAAUUAAAGAAAGGGUUGAAUGGUAUAAUGAACGGACAUCGAAGAUUUUAGAAGGUAAAGCCAAUACAGGGUGGGUUUCAGGAUGUUUAGACCUUAAAGCGGAUAAGAACCAUACACAUACCAUUGCAAAUAUUACAAACUUACAAGAAACCUUAAACAGGAAAAGUGACGUUGGACAUACACACGAUUUCUUCGCAACUGUUGGUAUAGAAAAUAUUGAAGGAACGGUUGAAGGAGCUGGUGGGGAUGUAUUAGAUUGGAAACCUCCUAACUUUCCACAAGGUUUAACAUCGGAAGAAGACAUAACAACGAUGAGAUACAUUAGAUGUAGAAAUGUCUAUGUCAUGGAGGAUGAAAACAAAGUUAAAUUCACUGCUCAAGAUUUAUAUGAUAAAAAAGCUGACAAAACAGAGCUUCAAACAUUAAAGACAGAAAUACUUCAAACCAUUUACCCAGUUGGUUCUAUUUAUACGUCAAUGAACUCUACCAGACCAGAAGUAGUACUUGGUUUUGGAACUUGGACUCAAAUAUUCGAAAGUUUUUUGUAUUGUGCACACACUCCAAAGAAAACAGGUGGAAGUAAAACGAUAUCUGUCGACAACUUGCCACCACAUAGUCAUUCUGGUACAACAAACUUUUCUGGCGACCAUAGCCACUCAUUACGAGACCAUCCAUUAUACAACUCAGAAUAUGAAGCUGGCUAUGACGUUUUAUCUCCAGAUUAUAACCAUUCAGCAAAAAAGACUUUUCGACAAACUGAACCAGGAGGAAACCACCAACAUACUUUUACAACAACAUCUACAGGACUAGGUAAAAAAUACAUGCCACCUUACAUGACAGUUUGUGCAUGGUAUAGAAUUGCUUAG
This is a messenger RNA of Trichomonas vaginalis G3, 1233 nucleotides long. Its product is annotated as phage tail repeat-like family. The coding region runs from base 1 to 1233 and encodes 410 amino acids. The record is from RefSeq and is a predicted model, not a curated record. The transcript has a single exon. Lineage: Eukaryota; Parabasalia; Trichomonadida; Trichomonadidae.